CGUGCCCUCCUGGGGAGGUGAGCAGGAGGUGGGGACAGGAAAUCCCAGGAGUCCUGCCUCUGAGGUUGAAUUCUCCUAGAAGAACUUGGCUUUCUUCUUCCUCCUAGUGCUUUUGGAAUCCCUCAGCCUGUCACUCACCGGUUUCGUCACUCUUCGAUGGACAGAGUUUUUGCAGUCAAACGUGCCACUUACCGGCCGCUGGAUCUCAGGACUUAAGAUGUCUUCAUCUGCCAGGCUUCGCAGAAGACAAUAUGGAAGCUCUUCGGUAGCUAAAAGCAGCAAGCCAUAUAAACCUUUUCUGCCGACUUCUUAUUCUCCCCAAGAGGGCUACUUAAAGGAGGGUGAAGACAUGCUAAGCGUUAAAGAAUUACGGCGGAAUGUGGCUGAUUAUUCAAAAAGGCACGAAGAGAACCACAAGCGGCCCCAGUCCACUCAGUUCGGUGAUGCCGGUGGCAGGGACGCUCGGAAAGAACGGCUUUUCCAGCACUUUUUUGAAGUGGUUCAGAAAGAACGUGAUCGAGAGAGACCUUCAGAUUGUGUUAUUGUUUCUAUCAACAAUGAGCAAAGGGAAUAUGCAACAGGCAUAGGUCAUCGGUUACAGGAUCACGGCCUUGUGGUGGAAAUGAUUCACCUCUCCUCCGAGUCAAGUCUUAUGAGAGCGCUCCAGGAAGUUAAGGAUGAUAGGUCGCCAUUUUGCAUUCUUGUUGAACAGUCUAAUGUAAAACUUUCCUCUUGCACUGUAAUUAUACUUCAUGAGUCUAUCAAAAUACAUCGUCAUAUGCCCCUGGAAGAUGCCCUGGACCUGGUGGCUAAAGAAUACAGGAGAUUUUUCUCGAAACGGGAGCAGCGGGAACGGGCUGGAAUUGCUUUGCAGGCUGGAGAUCUGGUGGAUGACUUCUUGGCCCGGGAGCGCCUGACCAGCUACUCCGUCCCAUCGGGCAUUCAGCACCUCCUCUUCCUGUUGAGUGAGGGAAUGCAUUUGUAUGGGAAUGAGUUGAAUCUGCUCAUUGACUACCUGAAGACCAGGAAAGGGCACCUGGAAGGCUUUGAGACACUUGAGUCUUUGGCUACCAGUGAUCAUUCCUCAUUUCAAGGAAGGAAUACCCCUGUCGUGGGCAAGCCGCCUCCGCUUCUUCCAACCCCUGGAAAGCCCUCCUUCUCGGGCCCUCAUCCCCCACUUCCUGCCAAGUCCCCAUUGUUAGGGGACAGACCGGGAGGGGGUCUCCUUCCACCACCAGGACUGGGCAACCCCAAAGGUCUGUUUGCCCCUCCCCUGCUCCCAGCAGCCCCCUCCAAGAGACCUGCUCCUUUGGGAUGCCUCCCGCCCAAGCGUGCCAAGCGCCCACUGCUUGGGGAGAAACCAGGCCUUCUAGUACCACCUCCAGCUCUUCAGUCAGUGCCGCACAAGCAGACGGCGCAGCCCCCAUCUCUGCUGAAAUAGGAAAGCUCCCGGAGCCAGGAGAACAGAGUGGCUGCUGCUCAGAUGGCGGCUUCACCCUCCUUCAAGGACUGAGUGAGGCCCCUGUCUGACCCCAUGGCACUGCUGUCUGGGCCGUGGGUGUGGAUGUGCGUCCCUUCUGCCCAGUAACGUGGUCCCGUGGAAACGUGUUUCCUGUUUGGAGUCUCUGUGCCAGGUAGAGAUGUGUGGAAGGUCAUUGUUGUAGAAAUUGGAUCUUGAAGUUGUUCAAUUAUAUACAUACUAAAAUAAAAUAAAAACUUUUAGCUUUUACAUA
Messenger RNA from Lutra lutra (Eurasian river otter), 1733 nucleotides. RefSeq names its product nuclear receptor coactivator 5-like. The record is from RefSeq and is a predicted model, not a curated record. NCBI's taxonomy places the organism in Eukaryota, Metazoa, Chordata, Mammalia, Carnivora, Mustelidae. The coding region runs from base 218 to 1441 and encodes 407 amino acids. The transcript is spliced from 10 exons.